UCUUAAAGAUGAAGAAGGCUUUACAAGCACUUCUCUUCUUUCUAGUAAUGCUGGCUUCAGCCAAAGCGCUGAGGCCUUCUUCUUCUUCCAUGAUUGGCCUUCAGAAAAGAAGAAGUAGCCAUUGGAGUUAUAUGAAUUCUAUGAGAAGUAAAAAAGAUGGCUUUAUUCCUCCUGACUUUGAGUUGAGAACUUAUUCUCAAACUUUAGAUCAUUUCAACUUUGGACCUGAGAGAUACAUCACAUUUCAGCAGAGGUAUGCCAUUAACUUCAAGCACUGGGGAGGGGCAAGCUCUAACUCACCCAUAUUUCUCUACACCGGAGAUGAGGCCGGUCUCGACGGCGACUUGGUGGCCGGAUUCCCCGUCGAUAUUGCUCCACGCUUCAAAGCUCUCUUGGUUUUUGUAGAGCAUAGGUAUUAUGGAAAAUCUUACCCAUUUGGUUCAAAAGAAGAGGCAUACAGAAAUUCCAGUACACUUCAGUAUUUCAGUUCAGAACAAGCCCUUGCAGAUUAUGCAGAAUUUAUCAGAGAUUUAAAGAAGAGUUUAUCUGCUGAAAACUCUCCAGUGAUAGCCAUGGGAGGAUCUUAUGGUGGAAUGCUUGCAGCCUGGUUCAGAUUAAAAUACCCGCAUGUGGUUAUUGGAGCUUUGGCUUCUUCUGCUCCUAUUCUUUAUUUCGAUGACAUCACACCACAAAAUGGGUAUUAUAGUGUUGUCACAAAGGAUUUUAGAGAGACCAGCAAGAGCUGCUAUGAAACUAUUAAGACUUCAUGGUCUGAGAUUGACAAAGUGGCAGCACAAAAAGAUGGCCUUUCUUCAUUAAGCCAAAUGUUCAACACCUGCAGCCGGAUGAACAAUUCUGAGGACCUGAAAAAUGGAUUGGAGGGCCUGUUCUCUGCAAGUGCGCAGUAUGAUGAUCCGAAGAUGAAGCCAGUCAGUAGAAUUUGUGCAGGAAUUGAUAAGGAACCAAAUGGAACUUCUGUGCUCCAAAGAAUUGUUUCUGGAAUUAAAGCAGUUUAUGGAGGUUCUAAGUGCUUUGACAUUGCUGGCACUGACGAGGAUUUGAUUUCUGGAUGGAGUUGGCAGGUGUGCACCGAGAUGGUGAUGCCUAUAGGUAUCAGCAACAAUAGUACAAUGUUUGAGCCAUCACCUUUCGACCUCAGGACUUUGAGCUCGAUCUGUAAACAAUUAUUUAAUGUGAAUCCACGCCCUCAUUGGAUCACAACAGAAUUUGGCGGUCAUAAAAUUAAGGACGUGCUUAAAAGAUUUGGAAGCAACAUUAUAUUCUCCAACGGUCUUAGGGAUCCAUACAGCAGUGGAGGUGUCCUACAAAAAAUAUCUAAUAGUAUUGUGGCGUUAGUUACGGCUAAAGGGUCGCAUUGCUUGGAUAUAUUGGGAUCAAAUGAUGCAGAUCCUGAAUGGCUCAUCUCACAGAGGAAUGCAGAGGUUAAAAUCUUGGAGAAUUGGAUAGAAGAAUAUAAUGCAAUAUAUAAGAUAAACAAAUAAGUAAAUAGACCCCAAUUUGGAGCUGUUGUGAAGGAAAUGAAUUGAAAUUAUCAAUCAUUGUGAUUAUUUACUUCAAUCAAAUACUCAUCUGAGCAAAUGUAAGGAAAAUCGUGCCAUACGACAAUCAAAUACUACAGAUUAUUAGAGUUCAUUUAAUGUAACUAAAACUGAAAAGAUAUGGUUAUGGUCAUGCAAGAAAAAUGCAAUCAUAUUUAUUUUUUU
This is a messenger RNA of Phalaenopsis equestris, 1724 nucleotides long. RefSeq names its product lysosomal Pro-X carboxypeptidase-like. The record is from RefSeq and is a predicted model, not a curated record. Gene Ontology annotation, molecular function: serine-type exopeptidase activity; dipeptidyl-peptidase activity. The transcript is spliced from 9 exons. Gene Ontology annotation, biological process: proteolysis. Bases 9 to 1502 code for a protein of 497 amino acids. Lineage: Eukaryota; Viridiplantae; Streptophyta; Magnoliopsida; Asparagales; Orchidaceae.